UAUAUAUUUAUAUUACAUUGUAACCCAACCAGACCUAACUUCACGUAUAAAUAUUAAGUGCAAAUCAAAUAAUAAAUACUGGCAUAAUUAUGCAUGAGCUUAAAAAGAGUUUAAUACCUCAAAAAGCAUUUGAUAUUUUUAAGAGAAUUGAACAAUUAUACAAAGAUCAAGGAAGAAUUUCCAGCGAAGAACUAUUAGCACUCUACUCAUACUUCGGCGAGCCACUAAAUGAAGCUACGGAAAUUUUGGAAAAAUGUAAAAUCACACAGUAUUCCACUGGGGACUUCUGUCGUCAAAUAUUUGAUAUAUCCAUUUCCGAGGAACAGUAUGCAAUUUUCGAAAAUAUCAACUUUUGCCACUGCAAGUUUUUUGAAGAUAAAGUGUUAGGUGAGAAAACUUGCAUCACCUGUAAACAUGUCUUAGCAGUGUACUUAGCGAAAGCCACUGGCGAAUUAAAAAAGGAAACCCUUGAUCAUGAUGUUUUUCAACAGUACUUGAACGCUCAGUUGGGUGCGUAUUCAAAUAUAAAUAUGUAAAUUUUUUCCUACUGCAGUAAAACGGAAUUUUUGCAAUCGUCAUUCCAUUCCAUGCUGUUUUUUUAAUUAUUUUUUAGUUUAAUGAAGACAAUGUAUACACCAAAGUGCUGAUAUCUUUCAGUAAAAACUAAGCAAGUUAUAAGCUAAAAUAAAGUAUAAUUAAUGCAAAACAAUUGAACCAAACAAUAUUACAAGAAACAGUACAGUUUUCACAAUUAUUUUAUUCACAAUUAAUUAUAGUAAAGAUUCGAAAGUAUAUAAAAGUGAAAUACUAAUUGAUUUAAAAUAUAAUUGAUUUUACUUCGCAAAUAAUUAUUUCAACAGUAAAUUAAUAAUUAAGUACAUGUAAGUGCCUACUUAAUUUCAAUAAAACCACUUGAACAACGUCUGAGCGUUUUAAAAGUUAGAAGUAAAUCACUGUUUUCACUUUAUUAUUUAAAAUGACUGAUGAAUUAAGAAAAAUAUAGCUAUCUAAGAUGGUGACAUGGAGAACUUCCCAUUGUCAUUUGAUAUAAUUAUAUCAUGGGAAUAUAAUAUAAUACUGAUAUAAUAGUCGACUCACAAAGUAAAGCCAGUUCGUUAAUUAGCUCCCAAAUGUGCAAUGGACUUAAAAGGAAUAUUUAAAAAUAACCAUUAAGAAUGUUAAACGAAACUGUAUUGGUUCUCAACUGCUCGAUUCGUCGCUUCCACUUGCUCGAUUGCAAUAUCGGAGUUUCUUAUACUGCCACCGUACGACACCACCUAUAAAGAAAUCCGUAAAUAGACGCUUUAUGCAAGUUUUUUUAGCUUAAAUAGCACUGAAAAUAUGUAUAUUUAAAAGUGUUGCUUAAUUAUUUAAAAGAUGUUAAAGUUCAAACAAUUAUUUUCAUACAUAAUGACUGCAUGGAAUACAGUGAAACUCUUCAGAAGUUGGUAAUGAGUACCGUUAUAGUUUCCCAUGUAAACUAGAGGAUGAAUGUACAAAUUGAAAACGAUUACAGGAAAUCAAUUAAGCUACAUAAUCACUGCAAAACGCUCACCAACUAAAUAAAACAAUAAAUUAACUAUUAAGCAAAAACAUACAAUAGCGCCAUUACUUAAAAUACUCAAUUGGAAAGAUUUAAUGUGUGAUUGUUACCGCAAAAUUUAUUUCAGGAGCAAAAGGAGCAACUAAAGAAAUAAAACAAACUUUAAAAUUAGAAAAAUCUAUAUAUACACGAUGAUGUACUUAAAAAAUAAACCUAGUAUCUUCACAAAACAAUAAACAAUGUAUUCCUAAGCAGUGAAAAACAAACUCAAAAGUAUAUGAAUUAAUGUGAUAACUGUAGAUAGAUCUGUAUGUAGAAUUAAUCAAAAGUAAACUAUUGCACUAUUAGAAUACGAAAGUCCGCACUAUUAGAAUACGAAAGUCCGCACUAUUAGAAUGCGAAAUAGCGGUCUCCAUAUAACGAGGAUGUUAUAUAAAAAAAAGUGUUUUAUAUUGGAAUUAGAAGUAUUUCCUCUGUUGAAUAUUUAUCGAAAUAAAAUAAUAAAAUAAAAAUAAAAGAGUGUAUUUCAGGAGGUAACAUAAUCAUAACUCCCUUCAUCAUUAUGGGUUUUCCACGUCGUUUUUUUAAUUGAAUUUCAACAAGGCCUCCGAAAUGUUGAUUUAUUUUACCAAACGGGAAAUUAAAUGAUAGAGCAAUCUACAAACAUUGGCAAACUUAAAUGUGUUCUAUUAUCCGUAUUAUCUGUAUACCUUCAACUAUACUCUCAAGUUUGCUAACCUUAAUACACUUAUCCAGCCUCUUGGUAUUUAAAAAUCGACAAAAGCCCCAAGAAAGGGCCGUCCGAUAAGUACUUAGCCUCACCGCCCCACGGCGCCACUAUCGGAAAAGAAAUUUACUAUCGUGUAGUGCAUUAUUGUAGUCGGCCACUGAAUUGCAGCCGAAUCGGAAUCGCAGUCUUGUUUUGAGCAAUGACAUACUAUAACUACUAUACAUACUAUAUAUAGUAUAGUAUGUCAAUGAUUUUGACCACGUUGGGCGUCUCUGUGAUUUCAGAAAAUGGAAAAAGAGCAACAUCGGUCGGUGAUUCGAUUCUUGUUUCUGGAAGGAAAAUCACGAAGCGAAAUGAAAGAGCGUUUGGAUGCAACAAGCGGUUAGUGCCAGCACACGCAAACAAGAUUGAGAAAAAAAUCCGGUUCCUCAUAAUAAAAAAAUAUUCCCACAAAGGCUAUUUUCUACAAAAAAAAAUUUUUCAGUAAAGUAAAAGGUAGUUUAUCUAUUCCAGACCAAAAAUUGCUCUCUAUUUAAUUCCUACUUAAGUAUUAAUUGUUAUGUUAAAUACAGGGUGUUUCAGAAAUAAAUAUUCUAAAUCUGAGAUUCGAUAGAUCAUGAUGAAUAAAUAAUCAGAUGCAUCAUUUUAAUUUUAACCACAGCAUGUGCACAUAAAAGUACUCAAUAUUAUACCUAAUUUCAAUUAUUUUUUUGUUAUUCAUUGAAUUUGCUAUUAUGCUUUCUUUUAAAUUUUCCAUAGGAAUAUCCUACAUGUUGUAAUGGAAUACUUAAGGACACUCACGAAGAAGUACGGCGGAUCCUUGUUAACUGUAUAUUAAGAAAACUUGAUUAUAACAGAACGUUACUUGUUGGUUUGCUGACAUUGCUGAAUUACGAGUGUAAUAUCAAAUUUAGGUACUCAUUUCUGAAACACUCCACCAAAAAACGGCCCCAUUUGGAGAAGUGUUUUUCCACCAUGACAACGUACCGGUUCACACUCCGUGGUCGCAAGGGCCAAAUUGCUCGAAUUGGGCUACGAAAUGAUGCCUCAUCCACCGUAUUCUCCAGAUUUGAGCCGUGCGACUUAUUUUUGCUUCCCAACUUGAAAAAGUCACUCGCCGACCAGAAAUUUCAGUCGAAUGAGGAGGUCAUCAUCACCACGGAGGCCUACUUUGCAGACCUCGAGAAAACGUAUUUUUCAGACGGGUUAAAAACGUUGGAGCCUCGCUGGGUCAAGAGUAUCGAAUUAAAGACUAUCUGGAGAAAUAAUUUUCGUUUUUUUUCUACUAAGGCCAAGUACUUGUCGGACUUGUUGAUUUAUUAGACGUGGUGUGGGAAAAUCAAUGUUUAAUACAAUAUAUAAGCAGGUGGCUGCAAAAGUUUUGAUGUACUUGAGAAACUAUUAAACUAUAAGUUGUUUAAAGCUAAAUUAAAUAGCCUUGCAGUAAUACUAGUUGCAUAUUCUUUAUAUUCAAUUGCAUUCUAUGGGCUUUCUUAAAUUAAACGGUAAGAAAUAUAAUCAGUGUAUUGUAUGGUAUAUUUAAUUAUCAAAUGAUUCUUGCAAUAAUCAUUUGUUAUACUGCAAUGAAAAAGUUAUACUUCACA
Messenger RNA from Dendroctonus ponderosae (mountain pine beetle), 3877 nucleotides. RefSeq names its product zinc finger SWIM domain-containing protein 7. Lineage: Eukaryota; Metazoa; Arthropoda; Insecta; Coleoptera; Curculionidae. The record is from RefSeq and is a predicted model, not a curated record. Gene Ontology annotation, biological process: double-strand break repair via homologous recombination. Gene Ontology annotation, cellular component: Shu complex. Gene Ontology annotation, molecular function: zinc ion binding. The coding region runs from base 90 to 536 and encodes 148 amino acids. The transcript is spliced from 2 exons.